CCCGCCGAGCCGCGCGCCGCGGCACGGCACGGUGACGGGCGGGGCCUGGCGGCCCGCGCGCCCUGCCGGAGUGCGGCGGGCGGUAGGCGGGGCUGCGGCUCGCGCGGCGGAGAGCGGCUCGCCCCCUCCCCCAGCACAGGUAGAUCUGCAAGCAGGCCUUGCAGUCCCUGCUGCACCGGUACAGGAUCAAGACCGUAACCUGAUUGACUCUGCUGUCACCCUAGUCAAGACAGAUGGACAGGGCUGGAUCCGUGUUUGGCUGUUUGCAAUACAGCAGUUUGAGCCGAUGCUGAUCAGUUUCUGAGGGAAGCAAUGAGACUGAAACUUCUGGGCUUUCAGACUAGAUCUUUCCAUGCUUUAACAACAAUAUGCCAAUGCCAAAGCUUUAAUAAAACUGGACGUCUGGAUAACGAAGUUGACAGAACAGCUCACAGAACAGCAAAGCCUUGGAAUUUGUAUGCUCUGAAAACUGCUUCUCCUAGUUUGACAAGUCGAUGUGUGCAAGUCAAGGACUGGCAAUUGCUCCAAGGAAAUGUAUCGGCUUUGGGAAAAAAUGCUUGUUAUCAGAGUGGGAAGGGUUUCUUUCCAUCCUGGAAACAUUUUGGUGUGGCAAUGGUGGAAAACUACAAGCUCAGUACAGAGCAUAUUAAAAAGCUUGGGAACGUAUCCUCGAGAUUUUACUCGGUUGUAUCAACUGGUAAAAUUAUUCCAAGACACAGUAACCAGCCAGUUAAGAGGCCACCAAAGGCACCAAGGACCAAGCAGCCAUCCAGAACUAACCAGCCACUACUGUCAGACAUGGAGAAUCUGAUGCAGUGCACAGCCUUUGCAACAGCAGAUGAAUAUCAUCUUGGUAAUCUGUGUCAUGACCUGACUUCACACGGAUAUGUUGAAAUAACAAGUUUGCCUAGAGAUGCUGCAAAUGUUUUGGUUAUUGGUACUGAGAAAUCUGCAAAAGAAGAUGAUCCUGGCACGAUUUUUUUCUUCAGGGAAGGGGCUGUUGUGUUUUGGAAUGUGGAAGAGAAAAGUAUGAAGAAUAUCAUGCGAGUGCUCGAACAGCAUGAAAUUCAGCCAUAUGAAGUUGCACUAGUCCACUGGGAGAAUGAAGAGAUGAACUAUAGAAUAGGAGAAGGUCAGUCAAAGCUUCAUAAAGGAGAAAUCUUGUUAAAUUCUGAGCUGGAUAGUGAUGAAGUUGUUCUGCAGAAAUUUGCCUUUUCAAAUGCCCUUUGUCUUUCCGUAAAGCUGGCUAUUUGGGAGUCAUUAUUGGAUAACUUUGUGGAAUCUAUCCAGUCAAUUCCUGAGAUACUGAAGUCACGAAGGAAGGUGAAACUGUCUCAUGCAGAUGUAAUGCAGAAAAUCGGAGAACUCUUUGCAUUAAGACACCGUAUAAAUCUGAGUUCAGACCUGCUAAUAACACCUGACUUCUACUGGGAUAGAGAAAAACUGGAAGAGCUUUAUGACAAGACUUGCCAGUUUCUCAACAUUAAUCGCAGAGUUAAGGUAAUGAAUGAAAAGCUUCAGCACUGCAUGGAGCUGACAGACCUCAUGAGAAAUCACCUGAAUGAAAAGCACGCUCUACGCCUCGAGUGGAUGAUAGUCAUACUCAUCACCAUAGAGGUUCUGUUUGAACUUGCAAGGGUAGUUUUCUGACGACAGAAUAAACUCUGAAGAAAACUGACAAAACCAUGAAGACUGUAUGGCCCAGAAACUUCAGGUCUAUCAUACGUUUCUGGAAAACAGUGGAUCUGUCUAUUUAUAAAUAUGUACAUCAUCUACUCAAAUAAAAAAAAAAAUCAGUCUGUGAAUGUUA
Messenger RNA from Phalacrocorax carbo (great cormorant), 1810 nucleotides. Lineage: Eukaryota; Metazoa; Chordata; Aves; Suliformes; Phalacrocoracidae. The record is from RefSeq and is a predicted model, not a curated record.